AUGGGGGACAAGAACAACACCGCAGAACCGCUCACACCUGAAAAUCAAGAGGUCUUAAACAAAUACACUAUAGCAGCCGAGAUUUCAAAUCGUACGUCUCAUGUAAUUCAUGAAGGCUGCGUUGCAUUUAGAAAAUGGGAUACUUAUUCUGACGUUUUGCUUUUCUCUUUAUACAUAUCAAAUGCUGCAUUUGUUAUUUUCCUAUCAAAAUCCGAUUAUCCAGGCGUUCUUAAGAAAGUGGUUAGCGCUGCUGUAGACGGUGCAAAAAUAAUUGACCUUUGUAAGUUGGGUGAUAAAGAAAUUGAAGAUAGCGUCAAAGUGCUCUUCGUGAAACAGAAAAUUCCCAAAGGAAUUGGUUUUCCCACAUGUGUAUCAGUAAACAACAUUAUAUGCCAUUUUUCACCACUGCCAUCUGAUCCCGAGGCCGCAGCAACGUUAAAGAAUGGCGACCUCGUGAAAAUUCAGCUAGGCUCUCAUAUUGACGGGUAUGCAGCAAUCACGGCCACGACCUUUGUUGUCGGGGCGACAAAAGAAAAUCCAGUCACCGGACGCAAGGCAGAUGUGAUAACUGCGGCACAUUUAGCUGCUGAGGCGGCGGCCAGAUUGAUUAAACCUGGUCUGCCAAAUAUGGCAGUUACCGAAACGAUACAAAAGAUUGCAAGGGAGUUUGAUACUAAUUCCCUUGAAGGUAUGUUAUCGCACCAACUAGAAAAAAAUGAGAUUGAAGGAAAGAAACAAAUAAUCCUUAACCCUAAUGAGGGCCAGAAACGCGAAUUCGAGAAGAUAGAAUUUGCCGAGAAUGAAGUCUACGGCGUAGAUAUAUUAAUCUCUACGGGCGAAGGCAAGCCAAAGAACUCUCAUGUACGCACUACAGUCUACAAAAAGACUGACACCACAUAUUCGCUAAAGAUGAAAACCUCACGUGAGGUGUUAAAUGAAAUCCGCACGAAGUUUGGAUCGUUUCCAUUUCCGUUAAGUUCAUUACCAGAUGAGAAAAAAGCGCGUUUGGGUAUACAGGAAUGUGCUACUCAUGAUUUGGUGUCAUCGUACCAUGUGUAUCAGGAGAAAGAAGACGAAUAUGUAGCACAAUUCUUUUUCACAAUCAUCUUGACAAAGAAUGGACCUCUCCGAAUCACCAACACACUAUACGACCCAGACGUGAUCAAGAGCGAUAAGAAACUGGAAGAUGAAGAGAUUAUAAAAUUGCUGGCGACGAAUUUGAGACCUAAAAAGAAAAAUAAGAAGAAAAAGGCCACUGCUGGAGAACCGAGUGCAACGUCUGCAGAAAAAGGUGGAGAUGAAGAAAAUGGUGUAACUACUGCUCCAGGGGAAGCUCCGGGUGAUGAAUAA
Messenger RNA from Ambispora leptoticha, 1350 nucleotides. Lineage: Eukaryota; Fungi; Glomeromycota; Glomeromycetes; Archaeosporales; Ambisporaceae. The record is from the annotation of a GenBank genome assembly.